AUGGACAUUAAGAACCCACGACGCAUUCUCGCCAUCGGUGCGCCGGAAGCAGGCGUACUUCCCCUGUUGAAAGAGCUUACAGGUUCCGCCCCAGAGCCAACGUCCGGAACCACUGCCGGCCUUACGCACGAAUGGUGUCUCGAGACCAAAUACUACACCGCAACUCUUCCCAUAUGGAUCGAUGAACUCGCCAAUGUCGCGGAAUGGCGCACCGAAUUCACGAAGCACGAAGCCCGCGAGGUCGUCACAGCGCUCGGUGCGUGGAUAUACUGCUUCAAGAAGCCAGUCGAAGCAAAGGAUCUAGAUGUGAUCAAAGAGACUAUGCAGGCCGUUUCCGAUGUGAUUGAGCGUGCCUGUGGCUACGGUGGUGACAUGGUGUGUCUGGCUGUCGCCAUGCCGCAGUCCAUUACCCCUUACCUCGAAAAGAGCCAUGAAGAGUGGGAAGAGCUUGCCAUGGACUAUGGUUUUGAAUACGUCGACUCGGAAAAGAAGGGCAAGAAUGAGUUUGGCGAGGCGACAGGAGUGCACCGAGUUCGGGAAGCGCUUGAGGCUGGGGAAUGGGAGAGUAUGGCAGAUCUGGACAUGGGCGAUGAUGAGGAUGGCUUCGAUGGCAGUUUUGCUGCAGAAGAGGCGGAGAUGAACAUGGAGUUGUUUGGCAUGAAAGGCGCGCUAGCUGGGUUCGAUGACGAUGAAGGUCCGGAAUCAGGAGACAAAGAGGUCGAAGAGCUAGAGGUCAUGAUGCAGAAGAUGGUUGCUAUUAAAGAAAUGGGCGAAGGUAUGGAAGAGUCCGAACGAAAACGUUUCGCCGCGAAAGCAGUGAACGACCUGUUAAAGGAUUAUUGA
Messenger RNA from Alternaria atra, 843 nucleotides. RefSeq lists its product as uncharacterized. Gene Ontology annotation, molecular function: protein-macromolecule adaptor activity. Lineage: Eukaryota; Fungi; Ascomycota; Dothideomycetes; Pleosporales; Pleosporaceae. The coding region runs from base 1 to 843 and encodes 280 amino acids. The transcript has 2 exons. Gene Ontology annotation, biological process: vesicle-mediated transport. The record is from RefSeq and is a predicted model, not a curated record.